AUGGCCGACAUAGAAGCUAUGUAUCAUCAAGUCAAGAUCCCAUCAUAUGAUAGAGAUGCCCUACGGUUCUUGUGGCGUGAUGGUGCAAGAGACGUGAUCCAUUAUCGCAUGACCUCACACGUAUUUUGGGGAGUAUGGUGCGCCAGCAGUUCGACAUACGCUUUGCGACGCACGGUAAAGGACCAUGGAGAUGUCGACCCUGCGGUAAGUGACACAGUAACUAGAUCGUUCUACGUCGACGACUGCCUCAAGUCAGUCGAAACGAAAGCUGAAGCCCAAAUAAUUAUAAGAGGAACACGAGACCUGCUACAGAAGGGCGGAUUUAGAUUAACGAAGUUCGUGGUGAACAGUCGAGACCUUCUCGCGAGCAUACCGGUGAGUGAUCGAGCAAAUGAAGUAAAGGACUUGUGCCCUAGUGCAGAGAGUAAAGCGUUAGGGAUUAAGUGGAACAUUGAGACCGAUGAGUUUGUUUUUGAGGUAAAGGAAAAACAAGGCGGCGUGGUGACGAGACGCCGCAUGUUAAGCCUGAUAUCGUCAGUGUUUGACCCUCUGGGCCUGAUUAGUCCUAUAGUGAUAACAGGAAAAAUCCUCUUCCAGGAAGCCACGAGACUGAAGCUAUCGUGGGAUGAUGAAGUGCCCAUAGAUCUCGGUAGGAAAUGGGAAAUAUGGCAGGGAACACUACUAGACCUGAGACUUAUAAGCGUAGCAAGAUGUAUCAUGCCGACCGAAUCACGUGACGCAGUAUGUGAACUACAUCACUUCAGUGACGCCAGUGAGAAAGCGUACGGACGUUGUACUUAUAUGAGAUGUAUAAGUAAGCAAGGCAGAAUACACACCACCUUAGUAAUGAGCAAAGGUAGGGUGGCGACGAUAAAACAACUUACGAUCCCACGCUUGGAGCUGCAAGCUGCAGUGUUAUCAGCGAAGGUGGACUGUCUAUUGAGGCGAGAGUUGGAGCUCUGCAUAACCAAGUCAUAUUUUUGGACUGACAGUGAACUGGUUUUGAAAUACAUUAAGAAUGAAGCGCGGAGGUUCCAAGUAUUCGUAGGCAACAGGAUCAGUACAAUCCGACAGCUGACAGAACCUGAUCAAUGGUAUUAUAUUGCGAGUGAAGAUAUUCCGGCUGAUGUAAUAACAAGAGGAGAGGCGACUGGACACCGGAAAGUGGUUUGA
Priapulus caudatus is the source of this 1173-nucleotide messenger RNA. RefSeq lists its product as uncharacterized. The transcript has a single exon. NCBI's taxonomy places the organism in Eukaryota, Metazoa, Priapulida, Priapulimorpha, Priapulimorphida, Priapulidae. The coding region runs from base 1 to 1173 and encodes 390 amino acids. The record is from RefSeq and is a predicted model, not a curated record.